Molecule: messenger RNA, 699 nt
Organism: Alternaria incomplexa
Lineage: Eukaryota; Fungi; Ascomycota; Dothideomycetes; Pleosporales; Pleosporaceae
Exons: 1
Coding region: 1-699 (232 amino acids)
Source: RefSeq, a predicted model, not a curated record
AUGGCGACACCCACACCAUCCCCCACAUCGAAACACUUCAACCUAACGACCACUCAAGAGGAGAAUGCAAUCGAAACGGACUUGGCCCUUCCUGGCAUCAAGCGUGGUAUUGCUAUUGGAGUAGCGUGCUCCGUAUCGAUCGUCGUUAUCGCUAUUCUUGCUUUCUUUGCGAUCAGACGAAGGAACCGUGUGCUGGCUCGGAGAGCACAGCUCCAGACCACAAAGAGAGAGUCGAUGGAUGCCGAAGCAGGACAGCAGGAGAAAGCUUGGUAUUCUACGUCCGCCUCGUCACCACCGCUGCCAACACCACCACCGCCGCCUGUUGAAGCCGAUGCUCGGAUCAUCUACGAAUUGGAUGCAGGCCAGAUACCAGAACUGCACGGCGAUACCGCUGCGCAAGAAGUGGAGGGAAAUGGCAACGUUCACGCCAGGACAGAAGCGGAGGAACUGUACGUUCAAAAGCUCGAGCAAUGGAGGACUUGGAGCAUGGCACUGGAGCCGAAUACCACGAGCCAUACCACCGAACCCGUACGCGCUCCUGUACCGCUGCUAAUGGUCUCACCACCUGAGGCUUCUCCUGGUGGAGUCUCGCCGUUGCAGCGCCUGUCAAGGGACUACACCCCGCAGGACGGUUCGCCAGUAUCACCGCCUCCAAAUGUUCAUUUCCCAUCGGGUCAUCGCGAGUACACCAAUCAUUGA